AUGCUUUCUUUCAAGGAAAUUGUUAUCGCCUCGGCCGUCCUGGCGGUGGCCCACGGCCACGGAGUCAUCCUCAACGCCCAAGGAGAUGCAGGCUCGCCUGCCAGUAUUGGCUUCAAGGUUGACCCCAACGUCGCCCGCAAUUGCACGACGAUCAACCCCUGCCAGCAGGACUCCACUCUGAUUCGCGAUGCCGAGAUCAACGCCAAUAUCGUGAACGAGUGCGGACGUACUGAGAUUGCUGGCAACAUCGAUAUUGGCGAGAACACGGAGAACGCUCUGGCCGCCGGCCAGGUCACGAAGGUCAAGGCUGGCAGCGAGCUUCAGGUUACCAUUCACCAGGUCAACGCCGAUGGUGCUGGCCCUUACGCCUGCGAUCUGGACCCUACGAGUAACUCUCUCGGUGGCAGCGGCCAGAUCCCUCUCGAGGUCACCAACAACGUUCCUGGCGUAAACGGUUUCUCCCAGGUCAAGGCUCAGCAGUUUAACAUCACCGUCAAGAUGCCCGCUGACCUUAAGUGCUCUGGAGCUUCUACUGGAAACAUCUGCACUGUCCGCUGCCGCAACAACGCCGUCGCCGGUCCUUUCGGCGGCUGCUUCCCCGUUCAGCAGAUCGACGUCACCCCCACUCAGAACACUCCCCAGAACAUCCAGACGCUCAAGGACUUGAACACCGUCCUCGAGCAGCAGCAGGGCAAUGUUAAGGACCUCCCGGCCGCCAUCAAAGCUAACCAGAUUGAUGGAACCGACCAGCAGAAGGCUGCUUCUGAUACCGCCACCAAGCUUCUCGGCACUCCCGACGUCGUCACCAAGGAAUUCCCCGUCACCAACACCGGUCCCGGCAACAACGGAACCGCCGAUGCUACUACAGGCAACACUGGCAACACUGGCAACGCCGGCAACGCCAACACCGGCAACGGACGUAACCGUGGCAAUGCUAGCAAGGCCAACGGACGCAACCGCGCCAACAACAAGCGUGAGGAGGGCAACAGCGUCCUGCGAUGGGCCAGGCGCUACGUCGUACCUGGUGCUGACUUCCAGGCUGAGGUUGACCCAUGA
Colletotrichum spaethianum is the source of this 1056-nucleotide messenger RNA. RefSeq lists its product as uncharacterized. The coding region runs from base 1 to 1056 and encodes 351 amino acids. The record is from RefSeq and is a predicted model, not a curated record. The transcript has 3 exons. NCBI's taxonomy places the organism in Eukaryota, Fungi, Ascomycota, Sordariomycetes, Glomerellales, Glomerellaceae.